AUGGCGAGCGGCCUUAGCUGGUUUGAGGGUGGAGCAAUGCUCAGCUUCGACCCCACRUCUGAGAAGAUUUGGUCACUCGAGUGUCUCAGGCAGCAAAUUUCGAAGGAACUCUCCGAGCCUGUAACUGCAAGGCUGAAUCCUCCACAUUCUAUCAGCUGCAGUGAACCGGGGGUGAUGAAAAAUCCAGGACCUUUUCUUUUGAAAGGAGCAGACAAGGCCCCAUUUUCAGCCCUCCCUUCACAGAAAGACUUGGAUUUGAUUGAAAGAUACAAACAGGGAGUAAUAAACUCAGUAUCUGCUUUGCAAUUGUUUGCCAAAAUACACCACAUGCAGCUUGAAUUGAAAGAAACAAGUGUGGCAGGUGAUGUCAUCAGGCCUUAUUUUGCCUUUUGUGCUGUGAUAAAUGGUGUUUGCUACAAAACUGGGYUGGGAAAGAACAAGAAGGAAUCUAAAUUAAAUGCAGCUAAACUGGCUCUUGCUGAGCUACUUAACUUGGAGAAUACAGGGGCAAAGCCUAUUGAAGAUUCAGAUUUUUCCUGUAUUCCUGCUGAGCUCCGAACUCCAGCAAACUCUGCUUGUGUUUCGAGGACUGGAGGAGAACAUACCUAUCAAAAACUCUCCCAAAUGCUUGAAGAAGUGUUUAACCGCCUGACUGCCCAACACCCUCAGUACCAAAGCUGUGGCAGAUCCCUGGCUGCCUUCAUCAUUGAAAAAGGUGGGCAGCAUGAAGUGGUAGCCCUGGGGACUGGAGAAUGCAACUACAGCCGGCGCUUUGAGUGCUGUGGAAGGCUCUUGCACGACAGCCACGCCAUUGUCACUGCAAGGCGUUCCCUGCUUAGAUACUUGUACAGACAUCUUUUGCUGUUCUAUAAUAAAAACCCAGCCAAAGCAGAGAGAUCCAUAUUUUGCACAGCACCAGGCUCAAAGCUGCUUACCCUCAAGCAGAAUAUAACCCUUUCUCUCUACAUGAACCAGCUUCCRAAGGGAACUGCGCAGUUCAAAUCAGAGGUGCAUCUCGGUCCCCAGUCUAUAUCUGCUUAUGAAGCCAGUGAGGAGCUGAGUCUGCAYGUUGCUGUAGAAGGCAGGAUUUACCUGGCUGUUUGCUGUCCCCCCAAGACUGUCCGAGUGAGCAGCAUGUCAGGUGGUGACAAACUGACCAAGUGGGAGGUGGUUGGUCUUCAGGGAGCCUUGCUGAGCCACUUCAUUGAACCCAUGUACAUCAACAACAUUCUUGUGGGAAAUGGAAGUUGUAAGGAUACAAAAGGACUGGACAUAACUAUAAAGCAGCGUCUUGAUGAUGAACUGAUAUCAAAGCUUCCUGUGCCCUAUCUGGUCAACAGAUCUCAUAUUUACUUGGUGAAAGCUGCACUGCCAAUCCAAACAGAUUUAAACCAGUGGUCACUUAGUUUGAAUUGGACAUUGUCAGAUGCAUCCCUGGAGGUUGUGGAUGGAUUAAGUGGGAAAACCACUGAAAGCUCCCCGUUCCAGAGUGGCACGUGCCUGGCCAGUCGCCUGUGCAAGGCCGCCAUGUUCAGCCGGUUCAGGAUGCUCGCCAGGGAAGCAGAACGGAGUGAUUUGCUCCAGUUUGGAACAUACCAUGAGGCAAAGGUUAAAUCUCAGUUGUACCAAGAGGCUAAAAGCUUGCUGCAGAGCUACUUAGAUGAACACAGUUAYGGAUCAUGGAUUGUGAAGUCUCCCCAUAUUGAACAGUUCAGUGACUGAGGUGGAUUCUACGUGAAAUCAGUUUGGAUGAUCUUUUUCAGUAAAUAUGAAUUCUGAUUAGUAAAAUGUUCAACUUUAAGUUCAUAGUUACAGGAAGAAGACAAUUCCAGACAAUUUGUUGAUAGUUUAAAUGCAGUUAUUAAACCACCUGUAACAGUUCAAUCUUUACCCAAAAUGGGUGUUUUCUCUUAAGUAGCAGUGUCCAACAGUUUUGUAAAUCUGUUCUGCUUUGCCCUCAUUUCAGGUCCCUCACCCCCCUCCUACGAAUCCCCUCCCCAUCAAGUUACACGUUGUUUUCCUGAUAGUUUCAGGAUUUCUGUGUGUUGAUUUCUUCUUUUUCCAGCCUUUUUCAUAACUUGAGGAAAGAAAAACAAAAUCAGUAAAAGGUGGAUUUCUUUAACAAAAAGCAUACCAAUGUGAGAGUGUUUCAGAAAAAAAUAAUGGACAAUCUGUGCUUUAUCUGUAGCAUCAAUCCUUUGUUGAGAGUUUUGUUUAGUGUGGAUUUGCUAAGUGGWUUGUAGUUUAUGUUGUAUGUUGUUUGUGCUAGAAGAGUUAAAAAAUAAUUUGUGUACUUCCAAGURUGGCACUCAGAAUGAGCAGCUAUUACUCAACUGUUUUGUGACAAUUAUUACUUCUG
Malurus melanocephalus (red-backed fairy wren) is the source of this 2359-nucleotide messenger RNA. RefSeq names its product adenosine deaminase domain containing 1 (gene ADAD1). Bases 1 to 1722 code for a protein of 573 amino acids. The transcript has 11 exons. The record is from RefSeq and is a predicted model, not a curated record. Lineage: Eukaryota; Metazoa; Chordata; Aves; Passeriformes; Maluridae. Gene Ontology annotation, biological process: RNA processing; adenosine to inosine editing. Gene Ontology annotation, molecular function: tRNA-specific adenosine deaminase activity; double-stranded RNA binding; double-stranded RNA adenosine deaminase activity. Gene Ontology annotation, cellular component: nucleolus; cytoplasm.